Aegilops tauschii subsp. strangulata is the source of this 1414-nucleotide messenger RNA. RefSeq names its product probable proteasome inhibitor. Gene Ontology annotation, molecular function: endopeptidase inhibitor activity; proteasome binding. Gene Ontology annotation, biological process: proteasome-mediated ubiquitin-dependent protein catabolic process. The record is from RefSeq and is a predicted model, not a curated record. NCBI's taxonomy places the organism in Eukaryota, Viridiplantae, Streptophyta, Magnoliopsida, Poales, Poaceae.
UUCUUAUCCGGAUGGUAAGGACGUUGCCUGUUGCUGCCCAAGAAGCCUGACGGUGAGAGCAGUUCGUCAAUAAACAGGUACUUCACCAGAACCACCGAAGCGCCGCGGGAUCACCGCCUCCACGAUGGUGACCGCCGAGGCCGCGAUGGCGGUCGUGAGGGCCGCGCGCCCCUUCUUCCGCAGUGCCCACGAUGGCCUCGCGUUCGCCGCAAACGCCGCGUUCCUGGCCGACGGAUACUCCCUCUGCGCCGUCGGUCGUUCCGCGCUCUUCGACCCCCUGCCCGCAGACGAGGAGGUUGGAAUUGAGGGUUGGAACAGUAUGGACAACUGCUAUGCCUUUUUGUACUCCAAGGAUGAGGAGGAGGGCAAGAAGAAGUGCAUUUUCAUGAAAUGUGUAGUGAUUGCUGACUUCCUUGCUAUUGAUGCGAUGGAUCUUGAGGCACAACAUGAGGAACCCUUCCAUGUGCAGAUAAAUGUGAAGGAUUUCUUCUCUGAAGUACAGACCAGGAAUUAUAAAGAUUUGUACAAGAGUUUUACGGACUUCAUUAAUAUCCUGAACUUAAGCUUAUUGGCUGAAUUGAAUGGUAAGGACGCUGCUGCCUCCCAGAAUCCUAAUGCUGAGAGCAGUUCGUCAAUAAACAGUUAUAGAAAUGUUAUGUGGGGAAAGCCGACUACAAGUUCUACUGAACGAACCAUUUAUGAAUACAACCAUUUGUAUUUUCCCUUCUUCUUUUGUGUGGCACUCCUUUAUUCACCUUUUUUGUACUUUGUUGUCACUUGCUCCAGUUCUGAAUAUGCUCGGUGGGAAAACCCGAGCGCAAGGACUGCCGGCCUGAUUUAUCCUCCAGUGGUUCUGUUUGGUCGUGAUGACACCUUCCCUGCUCCUGGUGCAGGCUUCUACCCUCAUAGUGGUGAGACAGGUGGUAGUAUGCACGUUGGCCCAAAUGAUCCAUGCUUCUUUCCUUCAACACCUUCUACUCCUUUUGGUGACCCGGGGAGUGUUCCACCCGGUGGUCGCUACGAUCCAAUUGGCCCGCCUGAUGUCCCAGGAUUUGAACCAUCUCGCUUUGUGAGGCGUUCAAGGCAUUCAGGCGGAAGCACUCACCCAGACCACGAGUUCUUCCAACAAGACCCAGACUUCUUCUGAGACUCGGCUUCAUGCCCACCUGCACCCUGCGCUGAAUGACUGCUUUGUUUCUGCAGUGCUCAAUCGUGAACGCUUUGCAGCACCAACCUGCUAUGUAUCACAAAUUGUGUUUUAAAUAGACUCUGCUUGUGCUUGAGAACAUGAAUGUAAACUCCUGUAUUCACCUUUGAAACCGUGCUUUGUCAUACUUGACUGUACAAUUGUAUGUAGAGCUGCCUUCGUAACCCUCUGUGCUUCUUAUCUUAGCUAAGCUAUUGCUGGAAUGUC